AUGAUGGCACUUCCAAGCACGGCAGAAGUAGUCGUCGUCGGUGCGGGUCCCGCUGGUCUGGCAGCAGCUUGCACCCUUCUCGCCAACGGCAUUGACGUGGUAGUCAUCGACGCGGCCCCGGAACCAUCAACUUCCUCUCGAGCCGUGGUAAUCCAUUCUCGAACGCUGGAAGUAAUGGAUGACCUUGGUAUCUCGGAGGCUGUGCUCUCGGAAGGAAUGAUCAUGGAGGAAGGACUCGUCCGCAGCGGGACGAGCGUGCUGGGCAGGAUAGUGUUCAAGGCGCUUAGAACGAAGUACCCCAUGGCUGUGACACUCGCUCAGGCAGACACGGAACGUAUCCUGAAGAACAGACUUGAAGCACUUGGCGGCAGAAUUCAUCGAGGAGUGUCUGCCACCAGGGUGUCGGAAACCGCCAAUGGAGUGCAGGUCGAUGUCAACGUCUCCAACGAAAAAUCAACCUCAAUCCUAGCACAAUACGCCAUAGCAGCCGACGGCCGCCGCAGCUCCACCCGAGAACAGCUCGGCAUUAAAACCGAAGGCGGCGACAACAGCCAGAGCUUCAUCCUAGCUGACGUUAAGCUCGUCUCGACCGGCUCUCUGCAGCCGGACUGCUUCCAAGAGUUUCUGUCGCCGGAGGGACUGUUGUUGUAUCUGCCUCUGCCGCGGGGAAUCUGGCGAGUCGUGACUACGGCUGAUACACCACGUGCGGAUCUGGACGCUGCGCUGUUCCAGAGAAUGACGGACGAACGGGCGGGUCCAGGCAUCAAAAUCGGCGAUGUGCUUUGGAUGAGUCGGUUCAAGGUCUCCCACGGCCUGGCGGAACACUACAGGAAGGGAAAAGUAUUUCUCGCAGGCGAUACUGCACACUGGCAUCCGCCGACGGGCGGACAGGUGAUUCAGAGCAACCCUUGUCUCCGAGAAGCCACUCUCCUGACUUUUUUCCAGGGCAUGAACAUCUCCAUCCAAGACGGCUGCCGCCUCGCCAAUAUUCUCACCGACGCCUUGCGCUAUGACGAGACAUCCGCAGCAGACCUUGACCGCUAUGAAAACGAACGACGGCCCAUCGCAGCAGGCGUGGUGUCGCUGACCAACCGCCUCACCGUGCUCAACACGCUCACGAAUCCCGCCCUAUGUGCGUUACGCAAUUGGGUGCUCUGGACUCUUUUGAAAGUGCUGUGGAUCAAUUACGGACUCGCAUGGUCGAUGGCGGGUCUGGGACAUCGGUGA
Molecule: messenger RNA, 1227 nt
Organism: Saxophila tyrrhenica
Lineage: Eukaryota; Fungi; Ascomycota; Dothideomycetes; Mycosphaerellales; Extremaceae
Exons: 2
Coding region: 1-1227 (408 amino acids)
Molecular function (GO): oxidoreductase activity; FAD binding
Source: RefSeq, a predicted model, not a curated record